Messenger RNA from Magnolia sinica, 1683 nucleotides. RefSeq names its product ankyrin repeat-containing protein At2g01680-like. Gene Ontology annotation, cellular component: plasma membrane. Gene Ontology annotation, molecular function: protein phosphatase 1 binding; protein phosphatase regulator activity. The transcript has 2 exons. NCBI's taxonomy places the organism in Eukaryota, Viridiplantae, Streptophyta, Magnoliopsida, Magnoliales, Magnoliaceae. Bases 93 to 1247 code for a protein of 384 amino acids. The record is from RefSeq and is a predicted model, not a curated record.
AACAGCCUGACUUAGCCCGAAUCCGUAACGAAAAAGGUUUGUACCCUUUGCACUUGGCUUCGGCUAAAGGGCACCUAAAAAUAGUGGAAAAAAUGCUGGAGGUCGACCCUUCUUUCUCUAAACUCUGUGAUAAGGAGCGAAGGACUCCUCUCCAUUCUGCAGCAGCAAAUGGCCAAGUUAAAGUAUUGGAAGAACUUCUACGACGCCCUGAUGCAGAAACCACUCAUGCCCGAACAGAGAGAGGAGAGACAACUCUACAUCUCUGCGUGAAGUAUAACCAGUUCGACGCGGCUAAAAUUUUGGUGGAAAAGGAUAAGGCGCUGGUUAAUAUGAAGGAUGAUCAAGACAACACGGUCUUACACCUCGCAGCUGCCAGAAAACAAAUUCAGAUGCUAAAGCUUUUUCUCGAAUCAGGCGUGGAUGUGAACGCCCAGAAUAUCCAUGGUUUCACGGCACUUGAUGUACUAGUACAUGGUCCAAGCGAAAUAGGAGACAUGGAAAUCAGCGAAAUCAUUGUGAACGCUGGAUGUGAGAGAGGCAAAAAACUAACAAACAAAAGCAAGGUAGAAAAUGAACCAUCUAACUGGAACUGCUUCCCAUGCAAUAGGAACAAAGACAAGAAGAAAAUGUUAAAAAGGCUAAACAAGAGGCACAAUACACUUCUACUAGUUGCAACCUUGAUUGCAACGGUGACCUUUGCAGCUGGGGUCGCCCCUCCUGGAGGAGUCUGGUCUGACCCACCGUCCAACCAUUUGUCAUUCUAUGCUUCACCACCUUCUGAACAGAACUUACCAGGCAAAGCUAUUCAUGACAAUCGUAAUGAUAGAUUAGAGUUCAAGACAUUCCUAGUUUUUGAUACGAUAGGGUUAAUGGCAUCACUCAGCAUAAUUCUCAUUUUAAUAAGCGGGUUGCCGCUCUUGAACAGCUGUAUGACAUGCAUCUUGGUGAUAACCUUGUGGGUGGCAGUAACCGCCAUGGCGAUGGCUUUCAUUUUUGGCACCAUGCUCAUCGUCGUUUCCCACGACUUUUCCCACAUAUUAGGCUGUGCUCUUAUAGUCUGGAUUGGGCUAAUGAGCAUCAUUCUCAUAUGCCAUUGCAUCCUUGCCAUCUUUCGUCUACUCAAGUGUUUAGUGUGCUUGGUUAUCACUUGCUUGAGGAAGUGUGGAAUUUGCAAGAAAAAGGAAAAUCAGUCACCAGGCAGCGGCCGCAAUCAAAACAAUGUUCGCCAAGGUUGUUGCCUUUGCUGAAGAUCGAUAGGCCUUGCGCAUCAGCCGCCAUGUAAAUUUGAUGAACUAGUAUGAUUUCGUACAUGUGGGGUUCAAGUUUAGUUCUACAAACUAUUGAUGUUGGAGGUUUACAGCUGAACAGUUAGAUAAACAUAUAACAGUGGAUGUUGUAAUCUUUCAACCUAAGAUAAUUCCAGUCGCCCAUCAUAGCAACUGUAUGAAUCUCCUAACCCUAUGUACUACCUGUAUGGAAUUGGUGUAUUAGACCUGUGCUUGGGAGGAGGAGCCCACCAUUCCUCUUAUAUGUAGAUACGGUUCCUAUUUUAGUGUGAUGGAUGUCUGUUCUCCUUGUGGCUUGUUUCAUGUUUAGCUUUGAUUCUAGGUGUUUGUAACAUUGUGGAUGUUGAAGUUGCACUUGUAUCUUUAUAUAUAACUACGUUUGGAAGUAUUGUUGGUA